Messenger RNA from Lontra canadensis (Northern American river otter), 1726 nucleotides. It is a transcript of the gene RSL1D1, whose product is annotated as ribosomal L1 domain containing 1. The coding region runs from base 37 to 1524 and encodes 495 amino acids. The transcript has 9 exons. NCBI's taxonomy places the organism in Eukaryota, Metazoa, Chordata, Mammalia, Carnivora, Mustelidae. The record is from RefSeq and is a predicted model, not a curated record.
GGUACCGCGCGCACGGCCGCACGAGGUGCGAGCGACAUGGAGGGUUCCGCUUCCACCGCACCCUCAUCCUCAACCGCAGCCUCGGACUCCGCUGGCGCGACCCCGGCCUCCGUGGAGCAGCUGGACAAAGGACAGAUUAGAAAGGCAGUGGAAGCUCUGUUGACACAUUCCAAGUCCAGGAAAAACGCGAAUGGAUUGCUUUUGAAUGAGAAUGAAAAUUUCUUUUUAAUGGUGGUAUUGUGGAAGAUUCCAAGUAAAGAACUGAGGGUCAGAUUGUCCUUGCCUCACAGUAUUCGAUCAGAUUUAACAGAUAUUUGUUUACUUACCAAGGAUGAACCCAACUUAACUCCUGAAAAGACGGAACGUUUUUACAAGAAGCUUUUGAACAAGCAUGGGAUUAAAACCAUUUCUCAGAUUAUCCCCCUCCGAACUUUAAAAAAGGAGUAUAAAGCCUAUGAAGCCAAGCUCCGCCUCCUGGGCAGUUUUGACUUCUUCCUUACCGACGCGAGAAUCCGGCGUCUCUUGCCGUCCCACCUGGGGAGACAUUUCUACCACAGAAAGAAAGUUCCGGUACCUGUAAACCUUCUGUCCAAGAAUUUAUCCAGGGAGAUCAAUGAAUGCAUCGGUGGAACAGUCUUAAACAUCUCUAAAAGUGGUUCUUGCAGCACUAUCCGCGUUGGCCACACUGGAAUGGAGGUUGAGCACGUUGUCGAUAACAUCAUCACCGUGGCGAAGAGGCUUUCCCAAAAGUUGCCAGAGAAGUGGGAGAGCGUGAAGCUCUUGUACGUGAAAACCGAGAGGUCCGCUUCCCUGCCCAUCUUUUCCUCGUUUGUCAGCUGUCAGGAUGAAGCCAAGGGCAUAUGCACCCCCAGUCAGAAGAAGAAGGAAGCAAAGAAAAAACAAAAACAAAAAGAGUAUCGUGAAAAACAAAAAGAGAAGAAGAAAAACAAAAGGCUUAUGAAACAGGCUGGGAAGACUCCGUCGGGCCCAGAGAAGGAGGAUGUGAACCCUAAAACUAGUGGAACUACAGCACCGACCCCUGCCCCUGCCCCCGCCCCCCAGAAGGAGGGGUCCGGAGCCCGUGAGAAGAAAGAGGGCCGUCGAAGGAAAGCUCAGUCGAAGGUGCAGGAGGAAUCCGAAGACGAGAUCCCUGUGCUGGUGCCGAUAGGGGAGACACCAGCCAAAGGAAACGUAGAGGUGCAAAAACACACCGCAGGAAAGAAGUCUCCAAAAAAGAGUCCUGCUCUCAGCACACCCCGUGGGAAGAAGAGAAAGGCUUUUCCGGGUUUGGAGACCCCAAAGGCUGUGGAGCCCAAGACCCCAGGCAGUGGCCCGGGGAAGAAGCCAAGAAUCAAAGAAGACACAGAGAAAGAAAAAAACUCUUCACAGGGGAAAAAAGACCCAAGACAGAUGACCAAAAAGCCAGGGGCCAAGUUCUUCACCACUGCUAGUAAAUCUGCGAAAAAAGCUCCCCGCACUCCCAAACAGUGGCCCAAAAAGCCCAAAGUACCCCAGUCGACCUAAAAAUCCAGAGACUCAGGCAGAAGGGAGCAUCCACAUUCCCCAAAGAGCUUUUUAAAAAUGCAGGGUCCUGAGCCCCACACCAUGCAGUCUUCUCCGGGAGUGAGGCCCAGACUUCAAUAUUUUUUAAAACCUCCGCAAGUAGUUCUGACAUCCGUUUGUGCGCGUGAAAACCGGUAGUUUUGAAGUAAAUCCAUUUUUUUAA